This is a messenger RNA of Fusarium coffeatum, 2160 nucleotides long. RefSeq lists its product as uncharacterized. Gene Ontology annotation, molecular function: FAD binding. NCBI's taxonomy places the organism in Eukaryota, Fungi, Ascomycota, Sordariomycetes, Hypocreales, Nectriaceae. The coding region runs from base 1 to 2160 and encodes 719 amino acids. The transcript has 4 exons. The record is from RefSeq and is a predicted model, not a curated record.
AUGGAAAAGCAACAGCGUACAGUUAUCAUUGCCGGAGGCGGUAUAUCUGGCCUCUCUCUGGCUAAUAUGCUGGAAAAGGCUGGUGUGAAUUAUAUCUUGCUGGAAUCCUACGACAAAAUUGCACCUCAGUCAAAAGAUACGAUUUAUCCUGGUCAAGCUGUCAAGUCCGUUAUGGAAACAGAGGACGGCGUCCAAGUCCUUACAGAUAAGGGCAAGGUUUUCAAAGGAGAUAUCCUCGUCGGAGCAGACGGCAUCUACAGUACUGUCCGAGAAGAAAUGUGGCGCAUCGGCAACAAAGAGUCUCCAGGAUACUUUCCCACCGACGAAUGGUCAACCGUACCUUGCUAUUAUAAGUGCAUCUUCGGCCUUACAACCUCGGUGCCGAAGUUGACCAAAGGAACUCACUACAUUUACAACGACAAGUUCUCUUAUCUGGUAAUGGUUGGUCCAGGAGGAAAGUUUUACUUUUUCCUCUUUGUCAGACUGCCUGUUCCUUUGUACGGAAAGGAUAUCCCGAGAUAUACGAAGGAAGACGAGAAGAAACUUGCUGAAGAGCAUGCUGCUGAUCAAAUCACGCCUGAGGUCACGUUUGGCGAUCUUUAUGAAGCUAGAACUAACUCUACCCUAACGCCACUUCAUGAGUGGGUGUUUCAAAAGUGGCAUUACAACCGCAUCAUUACAAUUGGUGACGCGGCUCAUAAGUUCGAACCUUUAACAGGUCACGGUGGCAACUGUGCUAUCGAAUCUGCUGCUUCAGUUGUGAACCAUCUCCUCUCAGACGAAUGUUCCGACUGGACCACUUCCCAAAUCCAAGCUGCCUUCAGUGCUGUCCAGGCAGAGCGCCACGAUAGAGUACAAUGGCUUGUCGACGACGCACAUAAAACGCAGGAAAUGCAAGCCAAGGCUACACCUAUUCUAUCAGUUCUCGGUCCCAUCUUGGGUCGACUAAUUAAUACCGAAGUCGCUCUUCGACUCGGUGGUAGGAAGCUUGUCGAUGCUACUCGUGUCAACAGUCUUCCUAUUCCACACCACGACCACAAGGUUCCAUUUACCGACGAGUUACCUGCGAAGCCUCUAUCGAGCUGGAUUCCCAUCGGAUUCGGUAUUUUGAGCCAGGGAGCUUUGUUUCGUCUUGCGAACCAGAUUCUUCUUCCUUUUGAGCUGCCAACUACUUUCGCAGGCGAGCCUCUUGUAAGACACUACACAGGCCACAAGACUGUGGACAAAAUAUUGUCUGUCUUGGUGGCUGUAUUUGGAGUUCCUCUGGCAUCGCAAAACAAAGCGGUGACGCUGCAAUUUCUUGCCUUUACGCCCGUGCUUUUCUCAACAGUUCUUGACUGGACUCUUGAGAGCUACCGAGGUGGUUCAAAGGGCCUUCUGUCAUCGUUCCCCUCCGUGUUUGGCAUCGGUUAUCAACUCAAGGGCAUCGGAAGAAUUGCGCCUCUGUACCAUUUGAUCUCAACAUGCGAGACCAUCAUUGGGGGCACUAUUAUGACUGUUGCGGGCCGCUCAAUCGAUAAGGCAGCUAUCAUGUCAGCUGUUACUGGCAUUGGCCUUGGAUAUAUUCUACCUACUGCGCUAAUGAGCUGGCCUUUUAACAACAAGGCUACUUGGCAGCAAUUUGCAGCCCUGUGGCAGCCUUUCCCAGUCUGGGUCGGCUUAAUAACUGCCGGUACUACAGCCAUACUGCGCAAGAGAGAGGCUCCUGUCCAAAUUGACUCAAAGAAGCCGGCAGCGGAACAAAAGCGAGAGAUGCGCUCGUUGCUGAGAAAGGUCUACAUAGCCGGAGCAGCAGGUGCAGCACUCAUCCAUUUCUGGUCUCUCUACCGCAUCGUCACCAGUCGAGACCUCAGCAUUUCUAGCGUCUUUGGGACCUUCAAGUCUCUCCUUUAUGGUGGGUACAGUUCUGGGACAGAGAACAAGAUCUUCAAUUUCUUACAGCGUGAUAUGUUCCUGAACGUUGCGUCUGUUUUGGCUCACAGUCUGUACCGAACGCUGGAUCUGAGAUGCAAGGGAUACAUCACGAACAAGGAGGCUGUGACAGCUUCUCUUGCCACUAUGGUUGCGCAGCCGAUUGUCGGACCUGCUGCGGCGCAUAUCGGCUUCCUUGGUUGGAGAGAGGAAAUGUUUGCCCGAGUUCAUAAGCGAAUCGAGCACUAG